This is a messenger RNA of Macrobrachium nipponense, 1310 nucleotides long. Its product is annotated as E3 ubiquitin-protein ligase trim-21-like. NCBI's taxonomy places the organism in Eukaryota, Metazoa, Arthropoda, Malacostraca, Decapoda, Palaemonidae. The record is from RefSeq and is a predicted model, not a curated record. Gene Ontology annotation, molecular function: ubiquitin protein ligase activity. Gene Ontology annotation, biological process: protein ubiquitination. The transcript is spliced from 5 exons. The coding region runs from base 411 to 1235 and encodes 274 amino acids.
GAAUCACAUUUCACUCGUUCCCGAGCAGAGUUAACGAAGUGAUCCCGAGAAAUUAUAAAAUAUAUAUAUGAUAAAAACUCGGCGAACAGUGGAUGUGAAAUUCAUUUUUUUUUCUUUUUUUCAACAAGUGCUUAUUCAAUUCUGUUUAAAUUUUGGUGGUUGGACUUAUCGGCAACGACUUCAAAUAAUAAGAUUAGACAUGAAAGCAAUGAAAAGCUGCUUAUCUUAGUUUACUUCAUUACAAGGUGACCCCCAGGCAAAGUAUGUCAAGUGAUGUUAUUUCCUUGUUGGUGAUUGUAAUGGACGAGUGACAUCAUGCUCUGAGCAUUCUCUGGCAUGAACUCUCAUAAGAGGAUGGAAACGUAGGAACAAGACAGCAAACAACUGAUGGCUUAUUUCCGUCGACCGAGAUGAGAUCACUAGAAUGCGAGGUUUGCAUUGAGCAUUUCGACGAAGAUACCCACCUACCCAGAUGCCUCACUUGUGGCCACACCCUGUGCACAUCAUGCAUUGGAAACAUUCUUGAACAGUCGCCAAUCUUGAAAUGUCCUUUCUGCAGAAAACAACACAGGCUUCCUGUCAGCGGGCCCGGGGAGCUCCCAGUCAAUUACUCUAUGAUGAGGGUGGUUGGAUGUCGAAGAAUGUCAGGUGGGACAUCCCAGGAAAACCUCGACGACUGGUUUGUUUGCACCAAACACGACAUGGGCAAGAGCGCCGAGACCCUGUGCGGCGACCUCGAAAACGAGCUCAAUACCCUGAAAAGGCUUCAGAAGCGUCUCGAAUCCAAAGCACAAGGGCACGCGCGCCUCUCUGAAAGAAUCCAAGAGUACAUCAAUUACGUGAAGAAGGUCGGGGCCGAUAUCACUAAGGAAAAGUCGGACACGAAAAAGGCGAUAGAGGAAGGAAGUGCCAAGUGGGAUAAACUCAAGGAAUCCAGGAAGAAACUCGAGAGCUCGGGGACGCUGUUGGAAAUGGCAGAAGCCCAUCAGCUGAUUGUCGCUUGUCACUCCGAUAUUCAGAAAUGGAGGGUAGGAACGCGUCAUUUACACCAAAGCGACGUUUUCAAGAGUUACAGAGAUGUGAAAAGGGUAACUGCCGAAGCGCUGGCAUUAAUCCCAGUUAAGCAAAAGGAAUCCGCUGUCAAGGAACGAAUGGUCGGCUCACACUUUCUUCUUUACAUCAUAGUUUUUGUGGUCGGCAUCCUUGCAGUAUUUGGGAAAGGACGUGAAAAAUAGACUGUUGAUCAACAUGACGGAUGGCUACAUGUAGUGCAACAGUAUUUAUAUCAAGCGACUCAUACACACACACAC